AUGGCGCACGCGACCUCGGAAACGUCCUUGACCAGCACCGAGGUCUUCAACGAGCGCAGCGAGCUGGCCACCGAGGCAGAGACCAACCAGCCCCCGCACCCCAUCCGCGUACGCACCGGCGCCGACGACGACGACGACGACAACAACAAGUGGCAACUCGCCGGAGGCGCCCGUAAGGGGUGGAGCGCUUGGCUGUCGGACGAGAUUGCACCAAGCGCCGCUGUCCCUGCCAUGCUUGUCGUGAGCUUUAGCACAAGUCUCCUCGACAGCAUCAUGCUUUCAAUUUACUCAUGCUUUGCGACCAACCAAACCGGUAACACUAUCCUCCUUGCGCUGGCGACACACCACAGGGGCCGAAAGCUCACGCUAACGGCAACGUCCAUGGCCGGGUUUGUCGGUGCUGGUCUUGUGUUUGGCCAGCUCGGCGCCAGGUGUGGACACCGGAAGCGCGGCUGGAUCCUCUUCUCGCUCGUCUACCAGACUAUCCUGCUGUUCCUGUUCUCCUUCAUGGUGUCUCCCAGCGCACCCAUUCAGCUGCAGCAGUAUGGGAGCUACGAAUGGAUAUCCAUGCUCGUGGCCGCCGUCCAGGGUGGUCCCCAGAUCGUCAUGGGUACCACAAUCGAGCCGCUCAUGCCAACAGGCAUGGUCACGUCCGUCAUUGUGGGCGUGCUCUCUGACCCAAAGUUGUUCUUCUGGGGUCGCUCGCGCGUACGCGACCUGCGUGUCGUGUACCUCGCGACAUUUGUCUCUGGAGCCCUCGCCGGUCUUGCCAUUGAACAAGUGACCUCGGCGUGGUUCUCGAGCCUCAUGUCCGCGAUCCUCAAGGUCAUCGCCAUCGGCAUGGUUGCGUACAUCAAGUAG
Molecule: messenger RNA, 861 nt
Organism: Apiotrichum porosum
Lineage: Eukaryota; Fungi; Basidiomycota; Tremellomycetes; Trichosporonales; Trichosporonaceae
Exons: 5
Coding region: 1-861 (286 amino acids)
Source: RefSeq, a predicted model, not a curated record